UGUUUUCAGAUACUCAGAGUCUGAUAUCAUUACAGGUGCAAUUAAGUGAAGCUACAAGGCAAACAUGAAACUUCUCAUUAACCUACUCCUACUGGCAUUCUUGCUUUGCAGCUUUGCAGGAUAUAUAAAAGCUGUUCCAGAAUCUACUAAUGGACGAGAGCCUAAAUGUGAAUCCUAUAUGGUAAAUGGCUGCCCAAGAAUUCGAAGCCCAGUGUGUGGAAGUGACAACAAUUCCUACGAGAACGAAUGCCUUCUCUGCUCAGAAAACCUGAAGAGGAACAUUCAUCUUCGUGUCAUCAGAGAUGGAAGCUGUUAAGCAGUGUUUUCCUCAUCACUAAAGACAAACCUUGAUGCAUCUCCCAGCUCUAUGCUUUGCUAUCCAUACAAUUUGCCUUGAUGAGCACCAAAUAAAAUUUUCCUAUCAGCAUAUAGUACAGUAGAUGAAAAUGUAGUUUUACAAACGGUAACAUCCUGAAUGGAAAAAAAAUUUCCCUAAAAUCAUUUUGCAUACAGUGUAAUAAUAUGCAGUUUAUAAUAUUACCAGGCAUGUAUUCUGCCUCGCCAUAGAAGCAGCCAUGAAUCAGAGAGGGUAUGAAGGCAGCAGUGCAGGAGAGGAACUGUUCUAACUUGACGAGAUAAGAAAUUCAGUUGUCUUUCACAAAUAAGGCAACACAUAUUCACAUAGAAACAACAUGUUUCCUAGAUUUAUUUUUCAUGAUGAAACAUAGAUAUAGCCCAGAAGCAAGAAUUGGAACAUUGUUAGAGUAAACACACCAUCAAUACCAGAAAGCUAACAGGAUCCAAAAUGUGCCGACUGAAUAUAUACAUGAAUGUACUAGCAUGAAGACUGAAGUCAAUCAAAACAAAUUAACUAUUAAUAAAACUAUCUGAUUUGAAUGAGUAAA
Xenopus tropicalis (tropical clawed frog) is the source of this 905-nucleotide messenger RNA. Its product is annotated as serine protease inhibitor Kazal-type 1. The record is from RefSeq and is a predicted model, not a curated record. Lineage: Eukaryota; Metazoa; Chordata; Amphibia; Anura; Pipidae. Bases 65 to 316 code for a protein of 83 amino acids. Gene Ontology annotation, cellular component: extracellular region. Gene Ontology annotation, molecular function: serine-type endopeptidase inhibitor activity. The transcript is spliced from 4 exons.